This is a messenger RNA of Trichomycterus rosablanca, 7169 nucleotides long. RefSeq names its product MIA SH3 domain ER export factor 2 (gene mia2). Gene Ontology annotation, cellular component: endoplasmic reticulum membrane; endoplasmic reticulum exit site. Gene Ontology annotation, biological process: endoplasmic reticulum to Golgi vesicle-mediated transport; protein secretion; vesicle cargo loading. Lineage: Eukaryota; Metazoa; Chordata; Actinopteri; Siluriformes; Trichomycteridae. The coding region runs from base 136 to 6249 and encodes 2037 amino acids. The record is from RefSeq and is a predicted model, not a curated record. The transcript has 29 exons. Gene Ontology annotation, molecular function: protein binding.
GGCCUCGUCCUCAACCACUCACAACCACUGACAAUCAUUCAGUCACUCAGUCACGUCUGCUCUUACAUUUAGAAAUGGAUCAACUCAGAUGGAGCCACUAAACUAAACCUGAUCUAAACCUGAUCCUGCUCCACUAUGGAUUCUCUACACGUCUUUAUUUUAGCUCAGAUUAUUCUGAGUUCACUGCAGCCAAGUUUGGGAUUAAUGUCCAACUAUAAAAUCUGUGGAGACCAAGCAUGUGCACGGAUGAUGAGUCGAGUUCAGGCUCUGAGGGACCACCGAGCUCCAGACUGCAGGUUUCUCACCUUUAAAAGAGGCGACAUGAUCGACGUUUAUCACAAACUAGCGAGGAAGCAGAGCGACCUUUGGGCCGGCAGCAUACACAAGCAGUUUGGAUAUUUCCCCAAAGACGCUGUGAGAAUGGAUGAAGUUUAUGUUGAUGAGAAACACGAAGUUGAAAUGGUGACGCAGAGAGCCGACUUCUUCUGCAUGGACGCGUUCAGUUCAGUAAUCGACAGCGACCACGAUUUUGAGGAUUCGGAGGAUUCGGAGGAUCAAACGGAUUUGGAGUCGGAAGAAUUAGGUAACGGUGAUUUUGAUGAUCCGAUGAUCCCAAAAUCUGCUGAAACGAAUGAUGCUUUUGAAAAGGAUCUCAGCAGCCAGAGCACCGGUCAAGCCAAGGGCCGACCAGGACACGGAGAAUCCUCCUGGAUGGGAUCUGCCGUUACUGGAUGGUUCGGUGAAGCUGAGAAUGAAAAUAAGGAUCAGGAGAAGUUUCGGAGCAGGAAACUGGCCCUGGAUGUUGAAGAGAACCGAUUGCAUCAGGAGGAGCAAACUCAAGCGCGUGGCUGGAUUGGAGACAGACUGAACAACGUUCUUGGAUACGUAAAAAACACUAAAGACCAGGAAGAACCUGAGAACAAGGAGGACUCAACCAACACAGAGUCACAGAACUCCUGGCUGGGAGGUGGAAUAAGUAACGUUUUAGGUUUUGGAUCUGACACCAAACCUGAAGGAGAUCUUCAACCGAGUCAAGACCAAGAUGAGAAACAGGAGGACUCAAGACCUCCUGUGGAAAACGACGAGGUGGUCAUAAGAAAUGAUGAUGGAUGGUAUGGCAGCAUCUAUAACAGAAUUACAAACCUGCGUGGAGACACGACAGGACAGAAUAUUCUAGAUAAACCUGAAGAUGAAGACGUGGUUUCCAAAAAUGAGGACGCUGGCCAGUCUUCAGAUCCGAGUCAGGACUCACAAAGGGAAGAAGAUCCGCAUCAUCAUAAAGACUCAGGCUGGUAUGGAAGCAUCUACAAUGGAAUUAGCAGCUUUUAUGGGGAUGAUAAAAGUCCUGGAUCCAACAAGGAUGGUGGAGGAGAAGCUUCUUCAACUAUGGAUGAAGCGUUGAGCCCUGAUGAGAAACAGGAAUCCACAACCCUUAAGGUAGAACCAGGGUUGGCCGAGACCACCAAGGCAAAUGUGAAACUAAGAGACGCAGAUGAUGCAGGGUGGUACAGCGUCUAUAACAGAAUUAAUAACCUUUAUGGAGAUGCCACACAGGGUGAAACAUCUCCAACCACCAACGUAGAGUCAAGUCAAGAUGAGAAACUUGAAAAUGCAAGCCCUAAAGAAGGAAGUAAGGACCACUCUUCCAUGCCGAUCAAUGGUAGCGUCUACGAUAGGAUUACCAACUUAUAUGGAGACACGUCUGGCGAAAAUGAUGCUCCUGAUAAGAGUAGAGUUAUAAAAGAUGGUGGAAAAGAUACUUCAGUGAUAGUUGAGUCAAGUGAACAUGAGAACCAGGGAGCCACAAGUCUGAAAGUGGAAGCUGAUGAUCACCAAGUGGAGAACAUUGGCGAUAAACAAAACACAAGGCGGGUGCAGGAAGAGACAAACCAGGACGACUCUGAUAAGGGUGACGAUGGUGGAAAAGAUCCUAUUGGAGAAGACCAAGCAGCAGAAGAUGAAGAUGAUGAUGAAGAGUCAAAUCAUGGAUCAGAGAAAAGCAAAGAUCUCCAAACUGAAGAAACUGAAACCUCAGCAACACCGUCACAAUCCAUGGAGUCUGUGGAAGACCUUACAGAUGGCCCAAGAUCUCAGUUAAACUCAGAAGUGGCUGGAGAUAAGAAAAUAAAGACUAAUCAUGAAUUUAAUGCAGAACCACUCACAUCUGACCAAGGUUCUGAUCCCUCUACCGAUGACAAUGAUGUGCCUGAGAUAGUAGCUAAGGUGAGCAGAUCCAUAGAGAACAUCUCAGACCCAAGGAAUAGUAAUGUUGAGGAUGCUGAGAACCUGGAAGUCCACGACGACUCAAGGUCACCACUUCAGUCUGAGGCAGAUGGAGAUAAGGCAGAACAAGGUAAAGAUAAGAUUUCAGAUGCAGGUAAGGACGUCUUUGUUGAGCACCAGAUCGAUCAUGAAGAAAACCUCAAUACUGAUAAGAUUAGUGAAGCAGCUGAUCAACGACCCACUUCUGAAGGUGAGCCCAUAGACAAACCCUCCAAAGCAGAAGAAGUAUCUGUAGAUGAAGAAUCUAGAAAAAGUGUUGAAGAUUUGUUGUUUAACAGAACCAACGUUAUAGAGCAAAAUUUUGAGACCUCAAAGAAGCAUGGCAUUAAGAUACCAGGCAGUGAAGGGCCACACAUCAACCAAACAGAGUCUGUUAAUGAAACUGAAGGUGUAGAUGUUACUCAGAUGAAGUCUCCAGAAAAAGAGAGCGCAGGAGUUAUUCACACUGAAUCUCAAGAAGAAAAACGUGCAGACGUUACUCAGACUGAGUCUGGUGGUGAGAAGGAAGGUGCAGAGGUCACUCAAGAGGCAUCUGAAGAAAAGAAAGGUGGAUACGUUACUCUUAGUGAACAAGGUGCAGACGAAUCUGAAGUCGUGUCUCUAGCAAGUGAAAGUCCAGAUUUUUCUCACAUUGAGUCUCAAAAAAACAGAGGUGUAGGUGUUUCACAAAUGGACUCUCAAGAAGCUGUAGAUGUGGCUCAUAUGGAGUCUCCUGGUGAAAAAGAAGUUACAGACGUAAUUCCAGUUGAGUCUCAUGACGUAAAAGAAGGUGUAGAAGUUACUCAAAUGGAGUCUCAUGGUGAAAAAGAAGAUGUAGACGUAACUCAUGGUGAGAAAGAAGGUGUAGACGUAACUCAAGUGGAUUCUCAUGGUGAAAACGAAGGUGUAGACAUAACUCAAGUGGAUUCUUCUAAUGAAAAAGAAGGUGUAGAUACAACUUCAGUGGAGUCUCAUGGUGAAAAAGAUGUAGACGUAACUCAUCAUGGAAAAGAAGGUGUAGAAGUAACUCAAGUGGAGUCUCAGAGAAGAGAAGUUGUGGAUGUUACUCAGAUUAAGUCUUCUGGGCAAAAAGAAGGAAGAGACAUGACCCAGACGGAGUCUGAGGAAACAGAACGUGUAGACGUAACUCAAGUGGAGUCUCAAGGUGAAAAAGAAGGUGUAGAUGGAACUCAUAGUGAGAAAAAAGGUGUAGACGGAACUCAAGUGGAGUCUCACGAUGAGAAAGAAGUUGUAGACGUAACUCAAGAGGAGUCUCAUGGUCUAAAAGAAGGUGUAGAAGUAACUCAAGUGAAGUCUCGGAGAAGAGAAGUUGUGGAUGUUACUCAGAUUAAGUCUGCUGGGCUAACAGAAGGAAGAGACAUGACCCAGACGGAGUCUGAGGAAAUAGAAGAUCCGAGUCAGAAGAAGAAGUGUCCCGGAGACGGAUGUGCAGAUCUACACGAGGACACACGGACCUCAGGAGACGACGCUGUAGAGGAGAAAUCUAAACACGGUUUCAGUCUGAAGGACCUGCAGAGCUUCAACGAUCCAACGUCUUUGAAAGAUCAAGAGGAAUCCAAAACCAAUGGAGAUAUGAAUCCUAUAUCAGAAGGUAAACAGAGUCUGGAUGGAAACACGACCGAGUCUGUGUGGAGAUCUGAAGCUGAAUCAGACAGGAUUAUCAUCACUGAAGCGUCUGUGGAACAUGAAACGUCUCAACACGAUGAAGCUCUGCGUUACUACAUGGUUAUUAUUGGUGAAUUCACAUCUGAUGCUUUUACAUACGUGGUGAAGAUGAGUGGACACAUGAAAGACGUCGUAUAUGAGGUUAUGAUGUCACUUCCUGAUGAUAUACGUCCCGGUCCGGACCUGUACGGGAUGCCGUGGGAGGCCGUGAUCUUCACCGCGUCGUUGGGUUUAUUCACCCUCCUGCUGUUCACCUGCAGAUUCAUCCAGUCUGUUAAGAGCCGAUUAUACGCAUGUAAGGAGAGGAGGAUGGGGCAGAAGGUGGCCGAGCUGCUGGAGGAGAAGUGUAAAGUUCUGGAGAUGCUGAGCGAGUGCAAGCACAAGUUUGAGAAGCUGGAGACGGAGAUGCAGAACGGUGGACUUUCAGCUCAUGCUAAAGAGAUCAAAGAUCUGGAGGUCAUGUCCAAGGAGAUGAAGCAGUCGAACGAGCAGAUGAAGAACGACCUCGAGCAGCUGCAAGAACAGCUGGACCAGCAGAACCAGCUCAGGAAACAACAGACCGAUCAGCUUGCUCAACUGGAGGAGACCUUGAAGAAUCUGGAGAGGGAGGCGAAGGAGCGCAAAUCCCAGCUAGAACAGGAUAAAACCACGCUGAAGGUCCACGAGAUGAACACGGAGAGGCUGCAGAAGAAGCAGCAGGAGGCCACAGAGGAGAACGCCAUGCUGCUGGAGAGCAAGGCUCAGCUGCUGAAUGAGUCGGAGGGAUGGACGGAGAGGCUGAGCGAGCUGGAGGAGGAGAGGAGGAUGAGCCAGAGGUCCCACGACGGGAUGAUGGAGAACUGCAGGAGCAAAGACGAGCGCAUUAAGUCUCUCACAGAGUGCCUGCUGAAGAUGAAGGACUGGGAUUCGGAGGAGGAGGGCGGCGUGGACGACGCCGGCGGAGCCGAGAGCGCGAACUCUGCAGAUUUCCGUCAGAAGCAGAAGGUGCAGAAGCUCAUCUAUGCGGCCAAGAUGAGCGCAGACCUGAAGGCCACGGAGGACGACAAGAGCCGAGUGUUUGCCAAACUAGCGGAUGAAAUCAAAGCCGAAGAAGAUCUUCAAGACGGGAUCAAACAGAUGCAUCAGGAGAAGGAGUCUCUGGAGUCGGAGAGCUCCACGUUCUCGGGCGAGAUCCAGAAACUCCAGCAGAAGCUGCAGAUCAUGACUGAGAUGUACCAGGAGAACGAGCUCAAACUGCACAGGAUGUUGACGGUGGAGGAGAAGGAGCGCUCCCAAAAAGAACAGCAGCUCGACAAGGCCGGAAAGAAGAUCAGCCUCGCCGCUGAAGAGCUGAACUCGUACAGACAAAGAGCUGAAGAGCUGGAGGAGGAGCUGGACAAGACCAACCAGGCCUACAAGAACCAGGUCAGCUCACAUGAGAAGAAGGCUCACGAUAACUGGCUGGCCGCUCGAGCUGCAGAUCGAGACCUGGCUGAUGUGAAGAGAGAGAAUUCAGUGCUGAGACAGAGACUGACGGACUGGCAGUUUAAACUGGAGCUGAUGGAGAAGGAGACGUACGCACGAGACGCUCGGCUCAUCCGAGGCGAGAGAUCUCCGUACGGUCCGUCUCCACUCGGCCGCCCUCCCUCUGAAACACGGCCCUUCCUCUCACCCCCCACGCUGAUGGACGGCCCUUCCAGAGUCUCUCCACAGUUUCCCAUGAUGCCUGGCGGCAGAGCGCCCCCCGGUGGUGCGGCGGAAGGUGACCACCCUGAAGGCGGCUCCCCUACGUGGGAGAGAGACAGAGAGAGAGAACGGAGGGCUCUCGGGCCCCCAGGUCCAGAUCCAGGUCUGGUGUUCAGAAGACCCCCAUCAGCUCCGUUUCUGCGAGGUCCUCCUCCUCCGCCGGACGUUUACUACGGAGAGAAACCUGAUCUAUCGUUCGGUGGGAACGGUGCAGGGGGCGAGCAGAACGACAGCCGAAACAGUUUACACUCCAUGCCAGCCGAAAUGCGCCCCCCUCCGGACCUCCCCCCGGAUCUGAGGAUGGGUCCUCCUCCGUUCCCGCCCAUGGACCCCAGAGACCCUCGCUUCCCUCGACGGGCGUUCCGACCCGACUUUCCCUUCCCGCCUCCACCCAUGGGCAUGCGAGGACCGCUCCCUCCUCCUGGAGUUUUUCCCAGAAUGCCUCUCCCUCCACACAUGGUGUUUCCACCCAUGAGACCUCUGGCUGACCACGGCUCACCUGAACCUCCAUCCAGACCUUCACCUCCGGGCAGCGAACAGCCGGCCGAGCUUCCUCCUGCUCACGACGCCAUCUGAUCUCCACGUCCGUCCCUCUGAUGUUCCUCAGGUCCAGUCUAAUGUUCCUCAAGUCUGAUCUCCACAUCCUUCCGUUCAUCAAGUCUGAUGUUCCUCUAUUUUGAUCACGUCUAUCCCUCUGAUGUUCCUCAAGUCUGAUCUUCACGUCCGUCCCUCUGUCCAUCAAGUCUGAUCUCCUUGUCCAUCAGGUCCGAUCUUCAUGUCUGUCCCUCUGAUGUUCCUCCACUCUGAUCUCCACCUCCAUCCCUCUUAAUGUUCAACUCCGAUCUCAACGUCCAUCCAUCUGAAGUUCCUCAAGUCUGAUCUUCACGUCCGUCUCUCUGUUCCUUAAGUCUGAUCUUCACGUCUAUUCCUCAUAUGUUCAAGUCUGAUCUCUACCUUCAUCCAUCUGUUCAUCAAGUCUGAUCUCAACAUCCUUCUGUUCCUCAAGUAUGAGGUUCCUCAAGUCUGAUCUCAAUGCCCAUCCAUCUGAUGUUCCUGAAGUCUGGAUGUGGAGAUCAGACUUGAACAUCAAAGGGAUGGACAUGGGAGAUUUGGCCUGAGGAACAUCUAAAGGAUGGGUGUGGAAAUGUUCCUAAAGACUGGAUCCUUUUGGAGUUCCUCAAGUCUAAGGUUUCUCAGGUCUUUAAGGUGCGAGUAGACGUCGUGGGAUGGGUUGUUCCUCCUGUGUAGGUACAGAUGGAGCCUCCUGUGGGCGUCGGCCCGGUCUGGUGGAUCCAUGAUGCUCCUGGUUUGUGAUCUGAACGAUGACGUGUGUAUAUAAGUGAAUUGUACUGAUCCGGUGUUGUGAAUAAUAAAGAUUUCUGUAUAAAUACGGUGUCACUAACGUAGCGCUGUACGUCCUGUCUGUAUAUUUAUGGAUUAUGAUGAUGCCUGUAGGUGGAGUGAUCAGAAGUUAAUAAAGAUCUACAAACCUGGAA